CAGAGUGUGAAUGUUUGUGGAAUUUGUGGCAAUCAAGUGGCUACUUUGGCCUGGAUGGUGGCAAGCACCUUGCGUUGUUGGAACUGCACUUAUUCAGGUUGAGGAGGGAAGCAGUUGUACGUGAAUGCAUAUUGUCAAAUCGCUUCCGACAUCAUGAACAGAAACAAACGUGACAUCCAAUUCUACAGCGUAGAGGUUGGGGAUUCAACAUUCACUGUGCUGAAGCGCUAUCAGAACUUGAAACCCAUUGGUUCAGGAGCACAGGGGAUUGUUUGCGCAGCCUACGAUGCAAUUCUGGACAGGAACGUAGCUAUAAAGAAACUCAGCCGACCAUUUCAGAACCAGACCCAUGCAAAAAGGGCUUAUAGAGAAUUAGUCCUCAUGAAGUGUGUCAACCAUAAAAAUAUAAUUGGUUUGCUGAAUGUAUUUACGCCACAGAAAUCACUUGAAGAGUUUCAAGAUGUUUAUAUAGUGAUGGAGCUCAUGGAUGCCAACCUGUGUCAGGUGAUUCAGAUGGAGCUGGACCAUGAACGAAUGUCUUAUCUACUUUAUCAGAUGCUUUGUGGCAUCAAGCACCUUCAUUCAGCUGGCAUUAUACACCGGGACCUGAAGCCAAGUAACAUAGUAGUGAAAGCAGACUGCACGCUGAAGAUCUUAGAUUUUGGACUAGCAAGAACAGCAGGAACUAGUUUCCUGAUGACGCCUUACGUGGUUACCCGAUACUAUCGUGCUCCAGAGGUCAUUCUAGGAAUGGGAUAUAAAGAAAAUGUGGAUUUGUGGUCUGUUGGGUGCAUUAUGGGAGAAAUGGUUCGUCACAAAAUCCUCUUUCCAGGAAGGGACUAUAUCGAUCAAUGGAACAAAGUGAUUGAGCAAUUAGGAACACCCGCCUCUGAGUUCAUGAAGAAGUUGCAGCCCACUGUGAGGACUUACGUAGAGAACAGACCCAAGUAUACAGGCUACAGUUUUGAGAAGCUCUUUCCAGACGUCCUUUUCCCUGCCGAUUCUGAGCACAAUAAACUGAAAGCAAGUCAAGCUAGAGAUUUGUUAUGUAAAAUGCUUGUAAUAGAUGCAUCAAAAAGAAUUUCUGUGGAUGACGCUCUGCAACACCCUUACAUUAAUGUUUGGUACGAUCCUGCUGAAGUAGAAGCUCCGCCGCCCAAGAUAUAUGACAAGCAGCUAGAUGAGAGGGAUCACACUAUAGAUGAGUGGAAAGAGUUGAUAUACAAGGAAGUGCUGGAGUGGGAAGAGAGAAUGAAGAAUGGUGUUAUAAGAGGACAGCCACCUCCUUUAGGUGCAGCAAUGAUCAAUGGCUCUCAUCAUCCAUCGUCAUCUUCAUCUGUCAAUGAUGUGUCCUCCAUGUCAACAGAUCCAACGCUGGCAUCGGAUACCGACAGCAGCCUAGAAACGUCGGCAGGACCUCUGGGCUGUUGCAGAUGACUAGCCUCCCUCUCUCUGGGGUCUUACUGUUUGCGCUAACUUUUAGAGAGGGUAGACCAGCUUUUUAAAAAGCUCCAACUGUGUUUUAAUUUUAUUGGAAUCAGUUUCCCAGAUAGAAUACAACUUUCAAUUAUGUUGGAUAUACAUACAGUAACUCAAUACAGCAACCUUUAGUACAGGGCAAGUAACCCUAAAGCAUGACUUGUACAUUUGUAACGGACUGAUAUUUAACAUCAUUACAUUUGGGUCUGUUUUGGGAGGAAAAAUGAUCUCAAAAUACAAACAAGUUCCAGAUCCGGUGCGCAGAGGGAUAGCUUAGUUAGGCUACUUUUUCUCACACUCUUGCAUGAAGUGGUUUACACCAUUUAAACAUUCUAAGAUCUUUUUUACUCUAGUUGGCUCUGGCUUAAUGCUAGUUGUGGACUAGGACAACAAGUCAUUGUGUGUCAAAAACAUAAAAAUACCCAGUGUCCACAACAAAUUUUGGUUGACUGUGUGGCCUACCUGUUUACAUUACACGUCCAAAGCUGAAGCCGAGUAUGUUUUACAUUUUAAUGCAGCCACUUUGGGUGGGCAAGGCUACUAGGUGUAACACUAAGUAUUCAAACUGAUGGUAAAGGCUCACCUUCAGUUGUCUAAGGCAAUGGAAACUUGAAAAGUAGGAAGAGAAAAUGUGGCAUCAACGAUUGAGCAUCACAAAUGAAUUCUGCACAAAACAAGUUCUAUAUCUUGAGUCAGUGCCAGCACCAAACCUAUUUUAAUAAAAUCAUCUUGCCCCAAUAAGCUGUUAUUUCUAAUUAGGAGUGAUUUGGUUAAUUCCUUUGUUGUAUUAGGAAUUCACAGGACAUAAUGCCCUGCGGUAAUAGUGGUUUAAUUUCUAACUAGUUUAUCCUAAUACAACUUGUCAAAAUGCCGACCUUGACUAGAAUCAAUGGAGUAGGGUUAUGUUCCAGACAAACAUUACGAGCUUCACAAGUCGACAGAACUAACGUAUCAAAAGAGGUUUUUAAAUAAUUGAUGAACUACCUCACAAAUCAAUGUACCAUUUCAAUGCCAUUGAGUUGCUUGCUUUCCUACCAUACAGUACAAUUAUGGAAUGUAACAGUUUUAAUUUAUUUCCGCUGUCAAGUGUCUCUGGUCCCCCACCAGGAGUCAACCAAAUUCACAGCUGAAACUGUUGUGUAGAGGGAAAUAUUGUUAUACAUGUACUUUGUUAGAGAGAUGUUUAACGCAUUUGUAUAUUUGUUUUCUCAUAGUUAAUGUGCAAUAAUAUUUGCAAAUUGUGAUACAAAUUUGAUUGUAAAGAUGGGAUAGCUGUGAUGUGGUAUACUUAUUUUGGACACUGUUGGAAUGUGAAGGGAUUGUAGUUUUUUUUUUCCCCCCUGCCAUUUUUACUUCAGUUAGGCUAGUGUAUAAUGAGUUGUAAGAUUGUAAUAAUGCCAUGGUUAGAUAGUUGAGGGCAUGGUGCCUGCUCCUUGGGUUAGUUUAUUUUUUUUAAGUGUAUACCUGUGCUGAAUAUUUACUGGGUUUUUCUGCUUAAAUGUUGAUAUCCAGUAUGGACUGCAGGAACAUUUGCAGUGAAUUGGAUAUUACAGAAAAUAAUUGAGAUAAUGAUUAGUGUUAAUGAACAAUGUUCAUCUUUUAAUAAUGAUUUUUGUACUGGAAAUAGCCAUCUUUAGUUGUAGUUAACAACAGAAUGAAAACAAUUUGAUCUUUCAUGUCUCGUGAGGACAACAGUGAACCAACCUGGGAGUUUGCACUAUAGGAUAUUGUGAUGUUCAUGUUAUAGUGGAUUGAGUGAACUAAGGUAUGCAGUCUCCUAGGGUACGGGGUGAUUUACUCAAACAAUAUCUUAAUCAGCCUCUGAAAUGAUAACUCCUCCUACUAACAAUUCUCUCAAUCUCCCUCCAUACAAGUCAUGGCUGAAUCCUUUUCGACCAGGAAGGGAUCAUCAUCUUGAUGCUAAUUAUUUUGAGCCAGAAUUUCAUUUAAAUGCAUGUCUGAUUAUACUGGCUACAAUAGGAUUAACAUUAGGGAUUAAAUUACAUUUUGGACUCCAUGCAAAAUAGAAAAUAUUCAGAAUUUCUCUCCCCCAAAAAUAACUACGUGAAAUUAAGUGAAUUAUCUUAAUUAGAUGCAAACUAAUUUUGAGAUUGAUUUUAGGAUUUUGCUGUGUAUUGCACUUCCCGUAACCACCUCCCAACGAGUGCAGUAAAAUUACCUAUAUUUUGCAUCACAGACAAGACAAGCAUUUAUUUCCAUCCUUAAACUGGGUAGCUUAUCAGGCAAUUACAAAAGCAAUUAAGAGUUGACCACAUUGCUGUGCCUCUGGAACCUGGAUAAGGGAGGCUAGUUUUCUUCCAUAAAGGACAUUAGGGGAAUCGUGAAAUUUUAUAAUCCGGCUCUUAAAUGGUUACUGAGACUAGCAUUUUUAAAAUUAUUGCAUUCAUUAAAUUGAAAUACCCCAACUCCAGUGGGAUUCAAACUUGUCUCCUUUCAUUAGUCCUGGCCUUUGGUUUACCAGUCCAGUAAGGUAAUCACUAAGCUACCAGAUUGCUAUAUAGGAAUAGAUAAAUCUUCUCAAACAAUGCUGCAAAUGUACAACAGAUCAGACAGUGUUGGAGGAUAAAUUGGUUAAUGUGCAUGAUAUCAUUCAGUUAUCAAUUCAGAAAAUGUAAACCUGUAUUUUUUCUUUAGAUAUUGACUGUUCUGUUUGUGGCAGCAUUUAUGCAUUGUUUCAGUUAUAAAAUUGGUUUUUAGUGUCUUAAACUACAGGGAGAUUACAGCAUUUUUUCAUUUAAAAACCUGCUUUGCUUUCCAAUUAAUUCUUUACGAAAUAAUUUCUCCUUUAGUUUUGCAAUGCUUAUCAUCCAUUCAAGUCCUUCCCUGGAAAAAAUAACUAUUUUUUACAAACUUAUGUUUGUAUCUUCGCAGUUUUACUGUUUCCAUGUGUCAUAUACAAAUAAUUCUGUUGUUGGUGCCAAAUUUGUAAAAGGGUUGAGGGAAAUAGUUACCGGUAACUGUAAUGUUUUCACAAAAUUUGCCAGUCACUCGCAGAUUCCCCUGUUUGAGCUAAUUCCUUCAUUAAAUUAUUUUUUCUUAUAUCCAUAGUGAUUCUCAAACUUCUGACAUUUUAUGUGAAGCUACAUUUUGUGAAUUUGUAUUUCAUGCUUUGUCAAUGCUCCGUAAUCUUCCAAUAUGGGAAAAAAUAAAUGUUGGAAGUGUAA
Rhincodon typus (whale shark) is the source of this 4664-nucleotide messenger RNA. RefSeq names its product mitogen-activated protein kinase 8a (gene mapk8a). The transcript has 12 exons. The record is from RefSeq and is a predicted model, not a curated record. Lineage: Eukaryota; Metazoa; Chordata; Chondrichthyes; Orectolobiformes; Rhincodontidae. Gene Ontology annotation, cellular component: cytoplasm; nucleus. Bases 154 to 1437 code for a protein of 427 amino acids. Gene Ontology annotation, biological process: JNK cascade; protein phosphorylation. Gene Ontology annotation, molecular function: JUN kinase activity; ATP binding.